AAGGCUCAACCCUCCCCACACACCCCUAUUCUUUUACACCCACAAAAACAAAGCCCAUAUUCAUCAACUGAAACAAGCUCUCAAUUCAUGUUUCUACCUCUCUUUAUCACUCUCACAUAGAUCUCACAUAUACUAUCUUCAAAGGCAGCAAAAGAAAAAAAAGGAUGAUUCAAGAGCUGUUAGGGGGAGGUGCUGGACUUAUAGGAGGAGAGAGGAAAAUCACCAUUAAUGGAGGAAUUUUAGAGGCCUCUCCCUCUCCUUCUCCAUCGCCUUCUCCAUCUUCUUCUUCUUCUGGCAAUACUACCACUGUUACCACUGCUGCUGCUGCUACCACUUCUUCUGCUUCUGAGAAUUUGAGGUGCCCUCGCUGUGAUUCUUCCAAUACUAAGUUUUGUUAUUACAACAACUAUAACCUUACACAGCCUCGCCACUUCUGCAAGACCUGCCGGAGGUAUUGGACUAAAGGCGGUGCCCUCCGCAAUGUUCCGAUUGGAGGGGGUUGCCGGAAGAACAAGAACACUAGCGUUUCAACAGCUGUGGGGAAAUCGAGUGCCGGAAAGGCCAAGAGCGUGGUGUCCGAGAUCGGAAAAUCGGGUCUGGGAGGUGGGUUUGAUCACGAGAUUCCUUCCAACCCAAUUCUUUGGGCGUCGCCACAGAAUUCUCAUCUGCUGGCCUUACUGAGAGCCACCCAGAACCCUAAUCCUAACCCUAGUCCAAUAUCGAAUUCUGUAACUGUGAAGGAUGAUGGGGUUAUGAUUGGAUCCCACAUGGCCUCGGAGUCAGGAGUGGGAACAGGUGCAGUAAAUAUUGCUCGGAACAUGGGGUUGGAUCAUCUGAACCAGCUUCCUUCUAUUGGUCUGUGCAGCUCUUUCUGGAGAAACAAUCAACAUCAAACUCAACAGCACCAACAAAACAGCCACCAUCAACAGCAAAAUGGCUUUAUACUUGGUGAAGUUCAAAACACUGGGAUUCAGGAGCUGUAUCAAAGGCUUAGAUCAUCCAAUAAUUAUUACACCGAUCAUUCACCAGUAGUUCUCAGCAAUGCGGUUUCUUCCUCUUCAUCCAUUUUGGAGUCUGCUCCGAUUGCGGGAGGUGAAUUGGGUUACUGGAAUCCGACCUUUUCGUGGUCUGAUCUUCCAACAACUAAUGGUGCAUAUCCUUAAAAGAUCCUUUUCUUUUGAUAUCAUUUAAUUUUCCUCCCUAAGCUAGGGUUGUUUUUUUUGUUUUUGUUUUUGUUUUUGUUUUUUUUUUUUUUUGUUAUGGUUGUUUGGGUUGUGGUAUAUGAAUAUGGCUGUAGCAUCAGUUUCUCUCUCUUUCUUUCUUUCUUUCUUCUCCACUUCCUUUUUCUGUAUGUGUGAUUGAAGGUGUGUUUAACAAUGAAAGAUUUUAGGUGUUUUUGAGUGCUUCUUCA
Vitis riparia (riverbank grape) is the source of this 1411-nucleotide messenger RNA. Its product is annotated as dof zinc finger protein DOF1.1-like. The coding region runs from base 165 to 1163 and encodes 332 amino acids. Lineage: Eukaryota; Viridiplantae; Streptophyta; Magnoliopsida; Vitales; Vitaceae. The record is from RefSeq and is a predicted model, not a curated record. Gene Ontology annotation, biological process: regulation of DNA-templated transcription. Gene Ontology annotation, molecular function: DNA binding; DNA-binding transcription factor activity. The transcript has 2 exons.